AUGCGUCUUUCCUUUGGUUCUUGUGCUAUCAUUGCACUCAAUUUAGUAGCUGUCACUCAAGCCCUUAGUGCCUCCAGUAUUGACAAAUGUCCUUCCUUAAAGUCAAGAUCUACUCCUGCUACCAGUGUCUCUGAUCUUCGUCCUGAUGAUAUCAAGGUGGUUGCUGCCCUUGGUGACAGUAUCAUGGCUGGAUUUGCAGCUAAAGGUAUUCAAGAUGAUAAUAUUCUGAAUAUUAAAAGCUUGAAUGAAUACCGUGGUGUUAGCUAUGGUGCAGGUGGUGAUGCAGGUGCCGUCACUAUUCCAAAUUUCAUCAAAAGAUAUAAUUCAAAUCUGAAGGGUGCUUCUAAAUCUUCACAUCUUGUCGAAAUUUGCUAUGGACUUCUUUGUCCUCCCUUUCAGUACAAGCCAUCUAAGGAUGUAUUAAAUGCAGCACAAAGUGCAUCAAUGGCUCCUAACCUUGAUCAUCAACUCGACUAUCUUAUUGCAGCUAUGAAGCUUUUGCCUGGUAUUGACUACAACAAGGACUGGAAGCUCAUCAAUAUGCAAAUUGGUAGUAAUGAUCAAUGUGCUUCAUGUAUUGACGCAUUAAUUCCUACCUUAACACCUACUCUAUACGGAAAGCAUGUCACUGAUGCAAUUGAACGUAUCAGAAAGAACAUACCUCGAGUCAUUGUUAACUUGAUUGGUACUUUUAAUGUCACUCAGGUAUAUACUGUCACUGCUGGCCAGGAUUACUGUAAACCUUUCCAACACUCUGAUUUAAUCAUUAAUACUCUUGAAUGCCCCUGUGCCAUUGAUCCCAAAAAUCGUCCCAAGAUAGAUGAAGUAGCUGCUGGAUACACCAAACAAUUGAAUACUAUUGCUAAAAAAUAUCAAUCCUUGCAGACAGACUCUUUUGGUGUCAUGUACACUCCUGCAAACAUCAAGGUUGAUACAUUUCCUGUACAAGGCCUUAGUAACAUUGAUUGCUUCCACCCAAGUGAACUGGGUCAUCAAUAUGUAGCUAAGGUAAAGUAA
Messenger RNA from Gilbertella persicaria, 1017 nucleotides. RefSeq lists its product as uncharacterized. Gene Ontology annotation, molecular function: glycerophospholipase activity. NCBI's taxonomy places the organism in Eukaryota, Fungi, Mucoromycota, Mucoromycetes, Mucorales, Choanephoraceae. The transcript is spliced from 7 exons. Bases 1 to 1017 code for a protein of 338 amino acids. Gene Ontology annotation, biological process: phospholipid metabolic process. The record is from RefSeq and is a predicted model, not a curated record.